Molecule: messenger RNA, 3001 nt
Organism: Mycena citricolor
Lineage: Eukaryota; Fungi; Basidiomycota; Agaricomycetes; Agaricales; Mycenaceae
Source: the annotation of a GenBank genome assembly
CUUCCCUCCCGCCAGCAGUGGACAGUUGCAAGCGAGUCUCCUUGGCAAAGCCCUUGGAAGCCAACGUGUUGAAGACAAGAGCUGAUCCGCAAAUACUGCGUAAAGGUCUUAAAGGCGAUGUAUAGAGUUGCAGCUGUGCUCUAGUCACAGCUCUACUUCCUUCCGCAACGGCGCCAAGGAUGCUGGCAAAUCCCACAAAUCAUUCCCCCGAUAGGCCCCCGCACUAUAAAGGAUCUCCUUCAAAGUUCGACUUAAACCCAGAACCUGUUCCACAUCGAAACGACUCGCACGAUGCCUGCCAUCUACUCGAGAGAAUCCCCACUCGACGAUGAAUCAUGCCCUGCGCAGCUUCUCCCAGACACCGGCGCACCUGACAUCCCAUCGGUCAUGAUCAAUGACGUCGCCGCCGCUAUGCCGUCGCCGCAGGUUCUAGGUCUCGUUUUGUUUCUCUGCACGGUCAUUGCCGCAGUCUUGUUCUGGGCCGCGCCGGGAAGAGUCUCUCGUGCGAUGAUGGCCGCCAUUGGCCAGGCCGACGAAGAGUACCUUGCUGCAGCUAAAACGGGAGCGGUUGAGCCGCGUGGGAAGAUGGCUGAGGAGCUUGAGCAACUUCACGCGACGGCGUCGGCGCUCAGGCAGGAGUACCUCGAGAGCUCUCUCUCACACUGGAGCAGUAUCAUGUACCUGCUGAAGGGACGUCCCCUGAGACUAGUCUUCUGCAGGCGCGCGAUCCAGCUCUUCCGAACUCGUACUGAGAUUGCCAAGGAGGUGCACAAUCGAUUGCCACCAGGGCCAGAACCUAUCGUGGGCCGCCGCCGUCGAGCUGCCGCUCAACCACUUUCCGCAUCGUAACGACCGUCUUUUCGCUAUCAUCAUUAGGCACACCGGCAUGUCACACCGCAUUCCAUAUCCGAUGCUGAAGGCCCUACUUUACCCUGUAACUUGGCCGAUACAAUCAGAAUCAUGACACAACUCUAUCCGCCCGCAUCGAAUUGGAGGUGAUUCCUCAGACAAUGUGAGCGUGCCGGACUCAGCAAAGAUUGUCCCUAGUCACAGCCAAGAGCAAUGUCGUAUGCUUCUCUGGAACGUCGAAAUCGUCUUUUCGCCGAAGCUUUGUGCUGCCCGGUUGGCUGACGUUGUCGCAUUCUCUCCGCCCACAGACAUAAAGAAUGUUCAUCUGCCUGUUUUGUAUUGCAAAUAGGACAUACUCUGCAGCAUCGUACGCGAGGAUCUUCGGCUCGUUCUAUGAGCACGAGUUCCUGGGAUUCCAGCUUGUCAUAAUCGCAACCUGCAGUUGCUGUGAUGUGAUAAUCGAGCUUGGUCAGCCCUCCCAAGUGGAUGCUCUGGGGCAAUCAAUGACGUUACGGGUGCGUGGUGAGCGACUCGAACAUUCAGUUGCCGAUUCCAGCUCAGACAUCCCCUGUCGCAAGUCGUCUCGGAGGCCAGCGGAUUUGAGCAUGUCUGAGACACCCCCGGAGGUACAAAUCUUGGCUGGGGGAUGUAGACUGAAUGAUAUCCCCCUUACCUAUAACGAUUAUGCACAUCAUCCGCUCCAGCCCAUCGUCCUCUGAUACGAUCCGUCGCCGAACCAUCCCAAACUUCUUCUCCUUUGGCACGAGGAAGCCUGCACCACCCCCAAAGCCGUUCAUCUCGUCGUCCUCUUUGUCGUCGGUUUCGUCCACCUCGCACGAGGCCAAGUCACCUCCCGGCAGCCUAGAUAUCGCUGGGGCCGGCUUUGAGCGACAAGUGGUCUUAUCGGAGGAACAGCGUGAGUGGCCGUCCCAUACACUGACGGGGCAUUCGGACACUGAUCCGCUCCCAGUCAGAAACCCUCCCGAGACGUUCUCUAAUGACCUCGCCGCUAUCCUGUUGAUGGAUCCCCCCGCGAAGCCUAGCCAGACCGUCACGGGUGUCUGCUUCAGGAAGGAAGUCCUCUUGACCGAGGAAGAGCGUCAGUGGUUUCCCCAAUCGCUUAGCUGCCCCACAUCUCUGACCGCCCUUCCUAUCUCCUUGCAGUUAACCGAGCACCCGCUCUGCCGAAAGCUCCUAUGCUCACACCCAUGCUCACACCCAAUCUCCAAAAACGCUUCUCUCGUCGCCAUUCGACGUUUGUCCCGCCGACGCCAGUCGAUCUGUCCACCCUCGUCCGAUCGGACGUUCCCCUCGUCGUCGAGCACGUUGGAACACCCGCCCUGAGAAGGGGCCCAGCACCUGCGGUGGACGCUGCUUCCAAAAAGCGUCACCGGCAUUCGUUGUUCGUCACGAGCGCACCAAAGUCGGACGCUGUCUGUGAAGGAUGGUGAUCAGACGUAUCUGAUAUCUAGGAACCACUACACACACAAAUGGGAUCAUCUUGCUUAUCCCUCCCCUCCAUCCCGUACAUGGCGCUUGAGCGAGGCGUGAGCAUGAAGUGUCUUUCUUUGGGAAGCAGGAAAAGAGAACUGCGACGGACUGUUCACUCACUCUGCUUUCGUUUGUGAAGGGUUUCAGAGCCUUCCCCUAGCACGCUUUGUUCAUGCGAUCACUCUACAAGCGAGAAGGAAGAGGCUGCUGCGCGUAACUGACAGUUUAUCUGGGUAGAACGUUCGUGCGAAUGGAUAAUGUUUCCGAGAGCAGAAAGGAGCAAACAGGCCAUGAGCCGAUGCGAAGGCGAAGUCGGUCCGGUCCAUUGCGAGAGGGAUGACGCUGAGAAGAAGCCCUGGAGUCUCACAGGAAGGGGUCAAGAACAACAGCACACAGGCCCCCCAACACCUCGACGUGUAGCGUAUAUCGACCGAUGAGACGCCAGGAAUGUUGUGGCACUCCCAAGGGCGAUGUAGAUUGCCGCAGCAUGCGCGCUGUAGCCAAGGCGCACCGCAACGAAAGUCGACAUGUUGGUUCAACAUGGGCCGAGGACGCUGGGACAGCCGCGGGCUAAGGGAUCGGGGCGGCGGAGAACAACGAUGCAGCCUAUGGUGCACGUGCCCUUGUCACUACCACUUUUGGAUAGCGUGAGAACUCGGUC